UAGUCAAAAAUAGACCAAGUCAUUAAUUUGAAAUUUUGAAUCUUCAAUCUUUGUGCAAUUACCAAAUGGAUCAUCUUCAUGUAGCAUUCUUUCCAUAUAUGGCUCAUGGCCAUAUAAUCCCAACCAUGAACAUGGCAAAGCUGUUUGCUAGGCAUGGAGUGAAAUCAACGAUCAUAACUACUCCCUUCAACGCAUCUACAAUCUCCGAAUCGAUCGAAACCGAAACAAACCUCGGUUUCAAUAUCGGAAUUCAGCUGAUGAACUUCCCUUCUGCAGAAGCAGAAUUACCAGAAGGUUGCGAGAUUGCAAGUUCAAUCAAUUCUCAAGAAAUGGCAAUAAAGUUCGCCAAGGCAAUGAGCUUACUUCAACAACCACUCGCCCGUAUCCUCAACGAAAUCCGACCGGAUUGUCUCGUUGCAGACAUGAUGUUCCCAUGGGCGACAGAAGUUGCACUUGAGUUCGGAAUUCCGAGGUUAGUAUUCCAUGGAAUAAGCACUUUUGCUCUGUGUGUUUAUAAUCAUUUGAACCGAUAUGAACCUCAUAAAACCCUAGAUUCUGAUACUGAGCCUUUUAUUAUCCCUGGCCUACCCGACCAGAUCAAGAUUACAAGAUCACAAGUACCAAAUUACAUAAAAGAAAAAAAUAACAAUAAACAAUCCGAAACUAUGGAUCGAAUACUAAAAUCGGAGGCGACGAGCUACGGAAUCUUGAUUAACAGUUUUCAAGAACUUGAACCGGCUUAUUUAGAGCAUUACAGGAAGGUGAUGGGAAGAAAAGCUUGGAGUAUUGGUCCGUUGUCUUUGUGUAAUAAUCAUGAUGAAUCUUUGAUUGGUGAAGAUGAAUGUUUAAGGUGGUUAGAUUUAAAGAAACCUAAUUCAGUUCUGUACAUAUGUUUUGGUAGUAUGUUCAAAUUCUCGGACUCUCAGUUGCUUGAACUUGCAAUGGCUAUUGAAGCUUGUGGGCAGAACUUCAUCUGGGUGGUCAAUAAGAAGGAAGAGAAUAAUGAAGAAUUGGUGCCAGCAGCCGCAGCGGACUCGGAAAUAUUUAAUUAUAAUGUCUCUUCAUGGUUGCCCGAAGGAUUCGAGAAGAGGACGAAAGAAAAAGGUUUAAUAAUAAGAAGAUGGGCCUCACAAGUGACAAUUCUUGCUCAUCAAGCAAUCGGAGUAUUCAUGACUCACUGUGGAUGGAAUUCAACCCUAGAAGGAGUUUGUGCUGGUGUACCAAUGGUGACGUGGCCACUUCAUGCAGAGCAAUUUUUUAAUGAAAAACUUGUGACAGAUGUUCUGAGAAUUGGAAUUGGGGUUGGUUCUCAAGAAUGGUCAAGAUAUGAGAAAAAGAUUAUAAUAAAUAAAAAUGAUAUUGAAAAGGCAGUGUGUAAGUUGAUGAUUGGUGAAGAAGGUGAAGAAAUGAGAAAUAGGGCAAAAAAACUUAAAGAGAUGGCAAGAAAUGCUGUUGAAGAAGGAGGUUCAUCUAAGAAUGAUUUGAUUGGAUUGUUAAAAGAACUUAAGAGUAUCAAGAAAGCUAAUUAGGGCUAAAUUAGUUGAUAAACACUUCUACUC
Molecule: messenger RNA, 1559 nt
Organism: Mercurialis annua (annual mercury)
Lineage: Eukaryota; Viridiplantae; Streptophyta; Magnoliopsida; Malpighiales; Euphorbiaceae
Product: scopoletin glucosyltransferase-like
Exons: 2
Coding region: 66-1529 (487 amino acids)
Molecular function (GO): UDP-glycosyltransferase activity
Source: RefSeq, a predicted model, not a curated record